Messenger RNA from Pungitius pungitius (ninespine stickleback), 1837 nucleotides. It is a transcript of the gene anp32a, whose product is annotated as acidic (leucine-rich) nuclear phosphoprotein 32 family, member A. Gene Ontology annotation, cellular component: nucleus. Bases 465 to 1253 code for a protein of 262 amino acids. Gene Ontology annotation, biological process: regulation of apoptotic process. Gene Ontology annotation, molecular function: histone binding. NCBI's taxonomy places the organism in Eukaryota, Metazoa, Chordata, Actinopteri, Perciformes, Gasterosteidae. The record is from RefSeq and is a predicted model, not a curated record. The transcript has 6 exons.
GUUUAAGUAAAGAAUAUAGUUGUCCCAUAGUGAAAUAAAAAAUGCAAUAUCUCCUCUUAAAUGACAAGAUGGUAAUACUUUGCUAAAUGAUACUUACUAAAUAAUGAACUGUGUACUGGCAAUAAGCCACUUUUGCUGCCUAACUGGUUUAUUGUUGAAGUAGUGUGAAUCCUCCUGUGAUGGCAAUCUUAAAUAUGCAUUUUAUUCCACCUUUUUAAGAUAGUUAUUCCAGUCAGGAAAUGUACUUCCUUAAAGCUGAACACAAUAAAUCAAGAGGACCUAAUUGUACUUUACAAUUUUACAAUAUAUUAUUUAUUUUAUAGUCAUUAUUGUCUACAUUCAACUUCAGUAGCUACAGGUCAUCAAAACGGUGCAUCCUUACCAAAUAAAACAAUUAUCAAAAAGUGUUGCCCAUGAAAUAGCUUCAAAUUAAUGUUGGAUUUUCUGAACACACGUCUCAUUUAAUGCACUCUGCAUUUGUCCAAAUGCAUUUUGAGAACGUACCAAAUUGUGACGGGAUGCAUUUGUCUGUUGUGCAGGUCAAAGAACUCGUUCUGGACAAUUGUCGCUCAAACGAAGGAAAGAUCGAGGGUCUGACGGACGAAUUUGAGGAGCUGGAAUUCCUCAGCACAAUCAACGUUGGACUCACGACGGUUUCCCACCUGCCGCGGCUAAACAAACUCAAAAAGCUCGAACUCAGCGAUAACCGGAUAUCAGGGGGGCUGGAGGUCCUGGCAGCAAAAUGCCCCAAAUUAACACAUCUCAACCUCAGUGGCAACAAGAUUAAAGACCUCAGCACGAUAGAACCAUUGAAAGAGUUGGCGACCCUGAAAAGCUUAGAUCUGUUCAACUGUGAGGUGACCAACCUGAACGAGUACAGAGACAACGUCUUCAAGCUGCUGCCCCAGCUCACGUACCUGGACGGGUACGACAAGGACGACAAGGAGGCGCCCGACUCCGACGCCGAGGUCUACGCCGAGGGCCUGGACGACGACGACGACGACGAAGACGAGGAGGAGGAGUACGACGAGGACGCAGUGCCAGGAGACGAGGAGGAGGAAGAGGGGGAGGACGACGAAGAGGAGAACGAGGAGGAGGAGGAAGAGGAGGAGGUCAGCGGAGAGGAGGAAGAGGAGGAAGAUCUGAAUGACAAGGAGGCUGAAGACGAGGAUGAUGAAGAAGAAGAAGAAGAGCGAGGUCAGAAGAGAAAAAGGGAGCUGGAUGAAGAAGGGGAGGAAGAUGAAGACGAUUGAGAUUCCUCUGCAAGUUACGUUUUUUAUUAAAAUCUAUUUUAAACGUGUAACUCCCCGUCACUUCCCAACAGCCCCCCUGUAUUUUAACUAGGAGUGAUUUUUGUUAUUGGCCAGUCAGGUAGACGGCGGGGGGGGGUGGUGUCUGAGAUAAGUUAAAUUUGUGUACCUCUUUUGAUGCUCCCACGUUCCAGUCUUUACUGUCCACUUUUAAACAGAUUUGUGGACGCCCGAUUUUGUAACCCCUAAUAAUUGCAAAGAUGAACCUUUUUAAGAAAUGUUUUUUUUUCUUUCCUCACUGUUUGUGUAAGACCAGUUUCUUAAUGGCUUAUAUAUUAUAAAAGAGCCCCCUCCCCCCCUUCAAAAGAAAAAAAAAAAAGAGUGCAUGUCUAAUACAUUUUAAAGUCGACUACUGGAUUUCACGUAUGGCUGUCCUCUCCUCUCCUCGUCUUUUCUUCUUUUUUUGCGGUGAUUUUUUUAAUUAUUGUUUUUUUUUUAAUGUAAGUUAUGUAUUUGUAGUGUCACCAGUAUGCCAAUACUCUUUGCUGUCCUGGUGUGAAACUUCUGUCUGAACAUGCACAGUGUGA